This is a messenger RNA of Xylaria bambusicola, 1413 nucleotides long. Its product is annotated as kinase-like protein. NCBI's taxonomy places the organism in Eukaryota, Fungi, Ascomycota, Sordariomycetes, Xylariales, Xylariaceae. Gene Ontology annotation, biological process: protein phosphorylation. The transcript has 5 exons. The coding region runs from base 1 to 1413 and encodes 470 amino acids. Gene Ontology annotation, molecular function: protein kinase activity; ATP binding. The record is from RefSeq and is a predicted model, not a curated record.
AUGUCCACUGGAACACAGAUUGACAUGCACGCCCAAGGCUCGCAGAUGGAAGAUUCGGAUCAGGGCAUGCAGCCUAAGUUUGACAGCGAUGCCCCCAAAGACGAACGGGUCGAGGGCGGUGAAAGUGAAUAUAUCGAAUAUCGUCCAUUAGGCGUGGACUACGUUGAGGACAUCGGUUUAUACAACACAUGUAGGCAUCAUCCAGUGAAUCUAGGUGAUGUGCUGAAUGGACGCUAUGAGGUUGUGCGCAAACUCGGACAAGGUGGUUUUGGCCUCAUCUGGCUAUGCCAUGAUAUGAAAACUAAUAAAUGGAGGGCGGUCAAGAUUCUGACGGCAUCCGACUCGGCACAUUCGAAAGAAGAAAAGAACAACCACCUUGUUAUACCCUCGGAGCGAUUUUGGAUUGACGGGCCAAAUGGACGUCAUUAUUGUAUCGCUCUUCCCGUUCUUGGCGAAAACGCCGGGGAUUCGCGAACACACACCGCAGUCCGCUAUUUACAUGAGCGAGGGGUGUGCCACGGUGACCUGAAAGCCCGGAAUGUUUUGAUGAGAGUGAAGGGGCUUGAUAAAAUUGGCAAGGAUGAAAUGUUGAAGCUCCUUAGACAGCCCUCUACCUUACCGGUAGAGACGGAAUCAGGAAAGUCACCGGCACCACAUGCACCUGACUCACCUGCUAUCACGGACUUUGGGGAGUCUUAUCUGAUUAGUGAUCCGUCUGAAUUCAAUGUCAUGUCAAUUAGUUAUGCACCUCCAGAAAUAAUCUGGCAAAAGACGUUUCAGCCGGGCUUUCAUAGCGAUAUCUGGUCGUUAGCUGCCACUCUCUACAAAUUGGUAUGCAAUGGGGCUAUGUUUGACAGCAAAAGUUUCGGGGGCACUUUGCGUGACUUCGAGUUCUUUCCAGGUGGUCUGCCCCAGCCAUACCGAGCUGUAUAUUGGGAGCAAAUCCACGCCAUGUGCGGCCGACCAUCAAACACACCCAUUCAGUCGGAAAACGAGACAGGGGUGAUCGAUGAAUUAAGGUGGGAGAAACAAACAAACAAAUUUGAAUAUAAGUCUCUGAUCGAAGAGAGAGAGAAGAUUGUCAAGAGAACAGGAUACGCAGAUCAUUUUGAGGCUGCGCUCGGCCUUCCAAACAGUUAUUGCCCCAACUAUCACAACAAGGAGUUGACACAGGACGAACGGAACGAGCGUAAAUAUAUUUACCUUCCCAGACAAGACGUCAUCGGAGUCGCGGAUUUACUGCGAAAACUGAUCCGAUACGACCCGGCUAAGAGGAUCACCAUUAGUGAGGUGGCGAAUCAUCCGUGGAUUAAGAAAUCCUCAAAGGUCUCAGCAACAACUCAUAUCCUAGCCCAACUCACUCCCGGAAGAGAUUUAUCCCUUGCUUCUUGCCUAUGCACUACCUAUCUCUAA